ACUCCGUACUUAACAACGGCGAAAAUGGCGCGCUAAAACAGAUUCAACAAACUAUCCCCGCUUGCUACACCUAAUUCUAUUUGAUAUAUUCAGUUAAUAGUUAAUUAUAAAGUUUCAGUAUGUACAAGAGCUUUAAGGACAGCAGUAGAACUCCAAGUCAAAUGGAGCCCAACAGUAUCACAGAUAAAAUUGAUAAAGAAUUGAAAAAUGAACAAAAACGAGUGGACGUCUUAGACGAGCCUAAGAAUGUAAUGAUUAGCUACAGUCAUGCAAACAUGGCAGAAAUGAAGAGAUUAAAAAGUGGACUCGAAGAACACGGAGUUACAGUCUGGGCUGACAUUACUGGAUUAAAAGCUGGUAUGGAUUUUCUAAGUAAAAUUGGACAAGCUAUAUUAGAUGCCACGGUAUUUUUAUUUUUGUUUUUUUUUUCCAAUUCCGUGACAAGUUUAACACGGAUUGAAGAGAAUAGUUUUCUUUUAUCUUAUUUUUCACAGUGCUUUAUUUCACUUUUGAGUGAAAAAACUGUCGAAUCAAAAUACUGUCAGGAUGAGCUUGCCUUGGCUUAUAUUUCAAAAAAACCUAUUUUCCCUGUGGCUUUAGAACAACCGCGAAAUCUUUUCAAUAAAAUGGACGUUGGCAUGAAACUGCAGUUAGCUCGCUUUGAAUGGCGAUUAUUUCUAGAAGAAGAAGAUUACGAGAGUAAUUUGUUCAGUCUUGCCUCAAAGAUUAAGUCGGUUCUACAAACUGAGGUGGCAGAUUUCAAUGCCCCUAGCCAGCAUAUGGAACCAGUUCAAAAUCAACCAUCUCUUAGACGACAUCCAUCGAGAACAUCAAUAAGACCAAUAAAGGUUGAUAAAGAACCAAAGGAGUAUGAGAAUAAAGUAUCAAAUGAGAGUUUCUGGGAAAAGAAUUUCAAGGGAAGAAAUUAUAUAAAAUGGGAUCCUGAAUUUGAGGAAGCUUUUCUAAAGGAUGUAGAUAAGGCACUAAACAAUAUGAUAGAAUCUAAAGAUCAAAAGUGGCUACUAAAUAUACUGAAAAGAGAAUUGGAGGUGGCUGACAAUGGGGGAAGAGUGGUAAAAGAGAAUUAUGAUCGUAAGUUUCUUUUAAAAAAAAACUUUUGAAUUUCAGUACGUUUGUAUUCUUUUUUUAGAUUUUUGUACAAUAAACGAAGAGGAAUGUCCUUUUUGGACUUGUGUACAAGAGCAAGCUAUUGAAAGCUAUACGAUAAGAGAAGUCUUCAAUAUGGAGUCAACUGUUAGAGUGGAAGCGAUUGAAAAUCUUGGAAAAUUCCGUUCUAAGGCAGUUAUGGAAGCUCUACUUGAUCUACUCUAUGAUUCAGACAAUAACGUUCGUACAGUUGCCGCAAUAUCACUUGCAAAAACAGGCUCAAAUGAAGAAAAAGUAAUUAAAGCACUCAUAAAGUGUCUCAGUGACAAAGAUCGACUUGUUAGAGAGAGCGGAUGUCUCUCUUUAGGAAGACUUAAAGCAAAACAAGCUAUUUCUUCGCUAGUCCUUUUAUGGAGGAACGAUUUUAUCUCUAGCGUUAGAGACGCGGCCGCCUACGCACUCAAAGAAAUAGGAGGCGAAGAUGCCGAAGAAGCCAUGAGAAUAACAAACAUUUUAGCCCAAGAGAUUCGUACUCUAACCGAAGAGUAAGACAGAGUAAAAUAAUUCUCCUCAAAUAAUUGAUAACCGUACAGUUUUCAUUUUUGAGAUUAAUAUUUAUUACUUUUGUUAUAAUAACAAUAAAAAUAAAUAUUAUUGUUUGUAUAUUUUACUAUUUAAAUAUUCAUAUGUCCUGUAUAUACAUUGUAUAUAUCGCACAUGUAACAAUUCUUUUAUAGCGUUUAUCACACAUGAAGAGAAAAAAUUAAGAGAAAUAGUUAACUUGAAUGAAAUUAAUCAGCCGAAGGAGAUAUAGUAACAAAAAAAAAAAAACCAUUUUUCAAUGCAACUGCUUACAUAUAUAUACAAUAUAUAUAUAAACACUUUGACAUUUUAUCUUAAAAGCUAGUCUACCAAAAAAAUGCUUGAUCAGUGAAAUAACAAUAUUAAUAAUGAACAUAAAAUUAAUUAAAUAAUAAAAAAAAACAUAUUGGAAUCAGAAUAGCUUUCGUAAGAAAGAACUUUCCAACCAGCGAGGAUGCGAACGUUUCUUUGACGUUGUCGGAUAGAAGACAGUAGCUGGUUCCUCCGUACGUCCUACAGCAACACUGCAAAGAUAUUAAGAUUUUGCAGUUUUUUCCAAGAUAAAUAACGUUGAUCUUAUUAUUCGCCGUGGUGUGUUUUUUUUUUGCGGAACAAAGCAUCAAUCUGACUUGGCUAUUCAGGGUAUUUUAAGCAUAGAAGAGGGGGAUAUCGCUGUCAAUAAUUAGUAAGUAUAAAAUAAAAAUCGUCUUUAAAACAAAAACAAACAAAUAGUUUCUCGUUAAUUAUUUAGCAUUUUGAAGGGUUAAAAUACGAAUACUGUACGAUUCAAUGUUUACAAAAUGCACAUAAUAUCACAAUACCCAGCAUAACUGUCAAUCUCUCGAUUCUAAAAUGAAUUUUCUGCUGCAUAGAUCGUCGAAUUAAAAGUCAAUAUAAAAGCACCGAUGCGUUCAGAAGUUCAAAGAACCACUGUGUAAAAAAAUACAUGAAAAUCAUAGUUCUAGAAGCGGGAGAUGCGGUUUAUAUGGCUUUUUGUGUCAAUCAUAACAUAUGAGAUGGUGCAAAGCAUGAGCUGCACUUCUACGUUUAGUAGCAAUAGCGGGAGACCUGUGUUCUGGAUGGCUAGUCGUUGAGUUAAUGGGAGAUGGAGCAGGGGCCGCUUGACCAUUUGGGCUGGUCAUCGUACAGUCCAUAUCUUCUUCACUACAUUGCAUAUUAACUCCAUUAGGAUUCAUAUUAAGUUGGCUGAAAUCAGAGCAAUAAGCAGGUUGGGUUAAAUAGGAUUAUUGAGUAUGUAUGAAUUAAAAAUGUUCAUAAUAGCAUUCAUUAAAUAAAAGUUAAAUAUACCAUAUCAAAAAAAAAUCAAAAUUAAUUAUCUUUAGUUCUAUUUACAUAGUUUCUUAAUCAAUAUUGUCAAAUGCUAUAUUGGAUUAAUAUAAAUAUA
Molecule: messenger RNA, 3094 nt
Organism: Dimorphilus gyrociliatus
Lineage: Eukaryota; Metazoa; Annelida; Polychaeta; Dinophilidae
Source: the annotation of a GenBank genome assembly